Messenger RNA from Musca domestica (house fly), 858 nucleotides. RefSeq lists its product as uncharacterized. Bases 1 to 768 code for a protein of 255 amino acids. The record is from RefSeq and is a predicted model, not a curated record. NCBI's taxonomy places the organism in Eukaryota, Metazoa, Arthropoda, Insecta, Diptera, Muscidae. The transcript is spliced from 2 exons.
AUGUCUUCUAAUAAAUCAAACAAUUGCACAACUCAGGUUAAACUGGAACUUAAAAAAGUCAUAGAAAAUAUAAAACUAUUAGAACAAGCACCAAACGAAGGGGAACACUGUCAAAAUCUCGCAGCCAUAACAAGUGAAACAGAAGAACUUCUGCGAAAACUUGAAAAAGAGCCUUUGGAAAAAUGUGCCGCAAACAUUCGGAAACUACAAAGAAAACGACAACGCAAAAAGCUUAAAAAGAAACAAUGGCAGGCAAAGAUGAGAGAACAAGAAAGUCCAGAUAAUUGGGAGAUUAGUGAUAUCAAACCAUCAGUAAGCCAAAGUAAUAAACCAUCCACAUCCUCAGUUCAACAUAAACAAAAAUCUCACACUCAUUUAAAAAGUCUGCACGAAUGCCAACGUUUUCUAAAAACUUUUGAGCUAUUGGAACAAUUACACUUGGCCCGUUGCCAAGAUCCCUCCAAGACACGGGAAUUUGCCAGUAAAUUACAAUAUUUAAAAUUUGUCUGGAAUUCGUUGUUACAAGAAAAACAAAAUGACCAAUCGAAUACAGAGCGGCAAGUAGAAGUGCAAUGGAAUCGUGUUCUUUUUGGCAUGUCAGAGAAAACCUAUUUCGAGGGUCAUUCCAGUAUUAAAUACUUUCUAAGAAAAAGGCACAUCUGGGAUUCAUAUAUCGAUAAUGAUUAUGGCACGUCAAUACCUAUCGGAUGGGUUAUGCCACCGAAAGAUCCCAACCCCAAUUGGGCUGAAUACCUGGAGAAAAGCUAGUGUUAAAGAGUAGUUAUUGUUUGCUUUUGUUCUGAAUGUUAUUUUCGAUUUUAAAUAUAGUUAAGCAUUGCAAAACUACACAAAGAGUCA